Molecule: messenger RNA, 5528 nt
Organism: Pygocentrus nattereri (red-bellied piranha)
Lineage: Eukaryota; Metazoa; Chordata; Actinopteri; Characiformes; Serrasalmidae
Gene: marchf8
Product: membrane-associated ring finger (C3HC4) 8
Exons: 10
Coding region: 1031-2716 (561 amino acids)
Biological process (GO): protein polyubiquitination; immune response; antigen processing and presentation of peptide antigen via MHC class II
Cellular component (GO): late endosome membrane; cytoplasm; lysosome
Molecular function (GO): MHC protein binding; zinc ion binding; ubiquitin protein ligase activity
Source: RefSeq, a predicted model, not a curated record
AGGCGGGACCACGAACUUCUCUAACCCCCCUUUUCCCUGCAUGUUUCACACAUCACCGUACACCAUUCUAAAUGCCCGGUGUGAAAUGAUGAACCUGAAGUCGGCUUUCUAUUCGCCUGCUUCUUGUUUGAAUUUUUCCCCGUUCCACCUUAAGUGGUACAGCGGUAGCGGUAAGUGCUGCGCCAUUUAAGGUGGAACGGUAAUAAUUCGAAUAAAAAGCUGGCUUCGCUGUGAAAUGACAACCAGCGCUUUCGGGUUUUUAACGCCAGUGGGUCCUGCUGGAAGUUGGAAUGUGCGCGGUAUCUUAAAGAUGUGCGGUUCGUUCAGAGCUUCUCACACGGCGAAACGCUGCUUCUCAUGAAGCUUUAUUGGAAGACCCUCAACUGCAACUGCAACACCGAGAAGCUCAACAGAGCAGCAGCUGCUUUAUUCAGACACAAACAACAUUCAUCUGCUGAAAGGCUCUUAUCGGUCAUCAUCGAUAGACUCCACUUCCAUUUUCCCCCAUUUCCUCGCUAGUCUUAUUGGCCCUUCUGCCCAACCUCGCGAACAGUAUCUGACUAGCGGCGGAGGCUGCGAUGCCAAGCGUUCCUGUACUGACGGUGUUUGUGUUGAAACGGUAAACGCUCGAUUUAAUCGAAUGUGCUCAACCCACAGCGAAGACAUCGCGGUUAAAAUCCAGAGCGCUGGACGGACCGACAACCGAGUAAGUGUCCAUAUCACUCCAGUGAAGUCGUAUCUGCAGGCUUACAGCACCAAGUGACCCAGACGAACAGACCAACGGCAUCGAGGAGAGUGAUGACCGUGCGUCUGUCUUGCUGUAUGGAUUACAUCGCGCCCUGGUCUGUGGGCUGCUUACUGUAACGACCUGCUGCUCUACGCGUUCACGGGCCGCGUCUUAUUCCUCCGCAGCGCUGUAUCAGGAUAAAGAGUCCGCGUCUCAGGUUUGGAUUAAUGGUUCUCUCCAUCAUGCUGGUGGUGGUGGGCUGGUUUCAGUUUGCGUGUGUCUGAGCUCCACUGGCCCGCUGGGAUGAACAUGCCACUGCAUCAGAUCUCUGUCAUCCCCCGGGAUGUCACUUCCUCCAGGGGGUCCGGCAGCAGCGGGAAAGCUAAGGACAAAGACCGGGACAAACAAAAUGACAAGCCACUGGGUCAUUCUGCAAGCAGGUCCAGCAACAUUUCAAAGGCAGGGAGUCCAACUUCUGUGAACGCCCCCUGCAGCUUCUCCCGGACUUCAGUCACACCCUCGAACCAGGACAUCUGCAGUUCAAAUGGUGGCAGUCGAGUUCAAGCCGCGCAGACCGCUGUGGUCCUGCUGAACUCUGAUGGCAAAGGCUUGGUGUCGCAGAGCGUCACCAUGACGACCUUGUGUCUGGACUCCCCCGCCAAACCCAAAAAUAAGACAGCAUUCGGAGCAGAGUGGCUCUCACUGCUAAAGCCUUCGGUUGGCCUCAAGCCGAACAGCGGUGCUCUCAAGUUCUCCAAGUCCUUGAACGACGUAGGCCAGAAGAUGGACAGCCUGUGCAGCGGCCUGCACUUCAUCGACCGCACAUGCUCAGAGGGUGAACUGGGCCCAGAAACAGAACCAAAAGCUCUCAAUGGCAAACCAGCCCACCUGCCCUCUCCCCCAUUACCCUCCCAGCCUUUGUCCUUCUCCAGCACCUGCGCCUAUGGGAGCAGCCUCGGGCAAGAGCGUUGUUCCCAAACCUCCGAACUUCAGAAAAGCUCCAACUUGCUGCGCUUCCUUUUCCCCUUCCCUCGCUCUUCUACAGCGGGCAGUCUGCAAGCCGGAGAACUGACCAGCUACAUCACCAAAUCGUCUAGCGCCCUGCUGGAGGCCUGUGGUGAGGAGAUGGGUGACGACGAAGUAUUCGAGGACGACCCAUCCCAAUGGAGGCCCUUAAAGGCUGAGGAGCGACGCGCCCCGCUAUGCUCACUUGAGGAGGACAGCGACCUGGACCGAUGCUCCUCACCACUAUCCGAAAAAGCGGCACCUCUCUCGCCAUACUCUCUGUCUGGAGACUGCUGCAGGAUCUGUCACUGCGAGGGUGAUGAUGAGAGUCCGCUGAUCAUGCCUUGCCACUGCACGGGCAGUCUGCGCUUCGUGCAUCAGGCAUGCCUGCAGCAGUGGAUCAAAAGCUCUGACACGCGCUGCUGUGAGCUCUGCAAGUUUGAGUUCAUCAUGGAGACCAAACUGAAGCCUCUGCGGAAGUGGGAGAAGCUGCAGAUGACCGCAAGCGAGAGAAGGAAGAUCAUGUGCUCAGUUACUUUCCACGUCAUUGCCAUCACCUGCGUGGUGUGGUCACUGUACGUUCUGAUUGAUCGCACUGCAGAGGAGAUCAAACAAGCCGGAAGAAUACCAGGAGCCCUAAAGCUGCACCCUGGCCUAACUUACGGAGCUUCCAAAAGCAGGAUACUUGAAUGGCCUUUCUGGACCAAGCUCGUGGUGGUGGCCAUCGGCUUCACUGGCGGACUGGUGUUCAUGUAUGUACAAUGCAAAGUCUACAUUCAGCUGUGGAGGAGACUUAAGGCCUACAACAGAGUGAUAUAUGUGCAAAACCGCCCAGAGACCUGUAAAAAGAUUGUUUUCGAGAAACCUGCAUUUAUGGAGCCAAACCUGGACAAUAAAGAGGCUCUCGGGCUGGCGCAGUCGGACACAAACUCUUCCCAGUACACAGAGACAGAGGACUACAGCAUGGAGAUACUGCAUGUGUGACCCACCCUGUCCACUAUAAUCCCCCCACCCCUCCCACCAACUUCCAGGGGACCAGAAGAUGCUUUGCCUCCUCCAGGCCACCGGUGAUGCCACACAGCACUGGACAGAGUGGCUGAGACGGAACUUCUGUUGUUUAGGUGUUACUUUCUCUUUGUUUGUCUGUUCUGUUCCUGUCAGUUGUUGGCUGACCAUUAUGAAUCGGUGUGCGCCAGAAGCGACUACUGCCAUUGUAUUGCUGUCGUACGAGAUGUGAAAACCGCCAGUCGAGCUGUGUGUGCAUCUGCACUCGCCGUGUGUGUGUGUGUGUGGGUAUGUGUCUCUGUGCCGGUUCUAAUGGAGUCCUUAACAAUGCAUUUAAGCACUUUUUUUAGUUCCCUGUUCUAAGGCUCCCCUGUUUUAAUAUCCAUAUAUUUCUCUUUAUACAUGUGGUAUGAAAAAAUAUGAGGAAAAAAAUACAAGCUUGAAAUUUUGAAAGCUUUUCUCACAUUUUAUAUGACUGAUGAUAUGAUAGAUGACAUUUGUAUUCCCACACAACCUUCGGAUGGAAAAAAAGGAAUUUGGAGGCGUUAUGAGGGAAAUGGGCGUCUUUUUAUUAUCAUCAUUCCAUAUUUUCUGACUUCAGGCAGUGUCAGAUGAGGUUGUUAGCUUUUUAUUCUUCUUUUUUGUUUGUUUUAUUUGACCUGUAAUUUAUAUGUAAUAUUGAAUCAAAGCAAAGUUAAUUGACUUUAUUUUCAUCUUACCAAGGGCUAGAUUCACUAAAGCCGUUUGCACAUGUUAAAAGUCUUAGGACUAGCAAAUACAUUAAUAUACUGUAACUUCUGACUGGGCUACAUUGACCAGUCACUAGCUAUGGCGCUAUUUUCGUACAUGCUAAAAACUUAGCACAGGCUAAAGACUUUAGUAAAUCAGCCCUUAAAUGUACCCUCCGAGGGCUCUAGAAUGUAGACUACUUUUUAAAAAAUUCUUUACCAUCUAGGACAUUUUUCUGCAGAGGGGGGCAUUUCUUGUAGCACCACUCAACCUUCCCGAAUGACUUGUUUUCUAUGCUUGAAUGACAUUUUAUAUCCAGUCUUUAUUUUGAUCACCUUUCUUUAAUGAAAUGUAUCCUUGGGUGGAAAAUGCAACUUAUUUUUCCUCACCCUAACCAGGCAUUUAUUAUUUAAAGACUUUAUUUAGAUUUUCUGCAUAAUUUGCAUUUGAGCAACGCUCUUCUGUCCAACAUUAUAACCAAGAUGCUUUUGCAUGUGGAAUAAUGGCUUGACGUAACACACUUAAACAGCAGGUUUCAAUUGUAUCCUCGACUUAUUUUGUCAUUCUUUUUCAUCAUCCUUGGUUUAUACAUUGUUUUGUUUCUAAAGUUGAUCCUGCAGCUAUUCAGAUGUCAAAACCUUCUUUAGAAAAGACAGUAAAUUUGCCAGCUUUGCAAACACAUUAUUACUUGUUUGCUUGGUGUCAGAAAGGGUGGCAAAUUUCCCAAGGCAGUGCUUUCUACUUCUACUCUUGAGGCUUUAAGUAUGUUUUAAGGAUAUGAUAUAUACUGUAUGAUGUAAAGGCUGAGAAAGUGCCACAUCAGCUUUCACCAUUUCCACAUGCAGCAAAUGUUUUUGGCAUAAUAUGGUGCAUUUAUCUCCCAAACAAUAUGAUGAUUUCAGAAUGUGAAACAAUGUGAGUUUACUUGAAAUCAGAACUUGAAAGUAUAGUCCUGCCAUCUAGUGACACUAGGCAGGUUAUACCGUUGUAAUAGAUACUUUAAUAUACCAAAAUAUCUCAAUUGCAAUUUGACCAAGAGAAAAAGUGCACAUACUGUUUGUUGAUAGGAUCAUACUUGCAGGCCUCCCUGUUUCUCUCCUUGUUUCGCAGAGAUUUCUUAAUUUUGUUGUAUUUAAUAGGAGUGACCCAGCAUAACCUCAUAAAGAACAAUUCCCAUUUUUGCAAAUAACACUACAUGUUCACAGAUUUGAUUUUGCACAGGUAGUAAAAUUUGUACUUGCACCAAAUGAGCUCCUCUUGUAUGAGAUAAUGAGGUUGUGUUGGGCAGACGGGACCUUACCAUUGACUUCGUUGAGCUUUGCUCCAUGAUGAAUGCAGGAAUGCCCUUUAUAAAGCUUGCACAUCCUAAUGAGUUCGGUUUUAUGUAAAUGCAGCCUGGUGUCUUUAUUUAUGUUAGAUUUUACUUCACAAUUAAGGAUCAGUGUACAGAUGGAUUUUUGACAACAUUACUGAUGAAUAGGAGCUGGCUCCUUUAACCUAACAGCAGCAUGGGACCCCUAAGCAUUGAAAUGUAAUCAAUUUCAAACUGUGAUACUUUAUCAUUAUUUGGACAAAAUAGAAUUUGGUCAAUUUCUACAUUGUGACUCAGCUGCAUACUUGGCCUUGUGGGGAAAUCCUUCACUGAAUUGCACUGCGUGCUGUUUGUUCAGCUUUGAUCUGUUUGAAAGCGCAGUAGCAGUAUUGUUUGUCUUUUCAUUGUAGUACUGUGCUCAAGGUUACCUGUAGUUCUGACGGUGAUUUGGCUGAUCGCUCUUUAAUUAACUUGCGCCCGGACGAUUCAGAUGUGCUUAGAAAGUAUUUCUUGCAUAAAACUGCAGUGCAUUACUACUGAAUCAACUUGAACAUAGUCAAGUCGACUGUUUUCUGCCCCUCCAUCUUAUUCCAUUUUUUCUCUCUGUGAAUUUUCUUUGAAUAGUAAAUGUAAUUUUUGUAAAAACUGUUUUUAAUGAAAUAUUGAUGUGUUUUGAUUUGUUUGAUUACCCAUAUUUGAGCAAGCGUAUAUAGACUGAAAAACAACCAAAUAAAAUGAAGUAAACCUAUA